Acanthoscelides obtectus is the source of this 246-nucleotide messenger RNA. The record is from the annotation of a GenBank genome assembly. NCBI's taxonomy places the organism in Eukaryota, Metazoa, Arthropoda, Insecta, Coleoptera, Chrysomelidae.
AUGCUUCCAAAACAAAGGAAGGAAUGGAAUGCAGAAGCGAUAAAAAGGGCGGUCGAAGCAGUUAAGAACAAGGAAAUGGGAACUCUCUUGGCAUCUAAAAUAUUUGGCGUGCCCAAAAGCACACUUAUUGAUUAUGUAAUUAGUAAGAAACCGGUUGAUACAUUACUUGCUAUUAAGUUAGGCAGAAAACCUGCUUUAAGAAAGAAACUUGAAGAAGGGCUAGUUGAGUAUGCUCUCGAAAUGUAA